Molecule: messenger RNA, 5925 nt
Organism: Oryzias melastigma (Indian medaka)
Lineage: Eukaryota; Metazoa; Chordata; Actinopteri; Beloniformes; Adrianichthyidae
Product: low-density lipoprotein receptor class A domain-containing protein 4
Exons: 4
Coding region: 32-922 (296 amino acids)
Biological process (GO): negative regulation of transforming growth factor beta receptor signaling pathway
Cellular component (GO): early endosome membrane; Golgi membrane
Molecular function (GO): R-SMAD binding
Source: RefSeq, a predicted model, not a curated record
CCCGGAGCGGUGUCCCGGGCAGCCCAGCCCCAUGCAAAACGUAACGGCCUCUGGCGGCUCCGGCAACUCCAAUGUCACCUGCUCCUGCAACUGCACGGCUUCCCAGCCCCGGGAAAUGGAGAUAUCUGAACUGGAGUUUGUUCAGAUUGUCAUCAUCAUUGUCGUGAUGACGGUGAUGGUGGUGGUAAUCAUCUGCCUGCUCAACCACUACAAGUUCUCCACCUGGUCCUUCAUAGCAAGGCAGAGCCAGGCCCGCAGGCACGAGCACGCCCUGCAGCAGAACGGAUGUCUGUGGCCUGCAGACAGCAGCUCGCGGCGAGGAGCCUCAGAGGUGUUCUACGCUCCCCAGGCCCGGGAUCGCUUCACUGCUCCGUCUUUCAUGCAGCGAGACCACUUCAGCCGCUUCCAGCCCACCUAUCCCUACAUGCAGCACCAAAUCGACCUGCCCCCCACUAUAUCCCUAUCAGACGGCGAGGAACCCCCACCGUACCAAGGGCCCUGCACCUUACAGCUGCGUGAUCCUGAGCAACAGAUGGAGCUCAAUCGGGAAUCGGUCAGGGCACCCCCCAACAGAACCAUCUAUGACAGUGACUUGAUUGACAUGGGGGGAGGCAGUGGCCCCGGAGGAGUGGGUGGAGGUGUGGGCAUGGGGGGUGGAGGUCCGAGACCCCCCAGCAGUAAAUCUGGCGUCAGUGCAGCCAAUUCCAGCACCCACGGGCGCAUGGAAGGGCCCCCUCCGGCAUACAGCGAGGUGAUGGGCCAUUACCCCGGAUCAGCUUUCUUUCUACACCAGCACAGCAAUAACCAGAGAAUAGGAAGGCUGGGGGGGCUGGGGGUCAGGGCCAUCCUCCAGGAGAGCCAAUCAGAAAGCACAACAGUACCUGCCAAGGCUAAGGACGGCCAACCAGAAGACCCCGUCUGAGGGAAAGAGGGCUGGAGUGGUCGGCGAGUGUCAGACUCCGGGUCUCUAAACAUCAGCUGGAGCUGCAGGUGGAGACAAUCCCAGAGUUCCUUUCACCUGAAAUGGGGGAGAAUGCUUGCACCCCAUGGACACUUUUGAUUUCAUUUGGAUAAAGAAACCUACUCCAGCACAGACCAGCUCUAUUUCCUCUCUGAUUUUGUUUUUGUCUAAGGGAUCGACGUUUGGUUUCCAUCAAACGAGGAACCGGUUUUGUUUUCUGUUUGGAAUCAGAAUCUGUUCACAAAGUAGAACUGAGAAGGUCUGCAGAAGACACGGCAAAACAAGAGAACCUAAUCCCAGUGCCAAGGUCCACUAGAACAGCAACGGGACGAAGCAGAACCCAAAAACCUUUCCUAAAAGUUGCACUAUUUUUGGUUGUAGAAGAGGAGAGGGAAUGGGCUUUUUCUAAGAGGUUGCUUGUUGUCCUUCCUUCUGUUGUUUUGAUUUUUUAUGUUUGUUUUUUCUUUUUUUUUUUUUUUGCGGGGUGGGUCUGCAUCCCCUCUACACUGCUGAAGGAGAUCUGGGGCAACUCAAACAAAAAGUCAAAAGAGAAAAAGCUAAAGAACUAAUGAAGCUUAAACAUUUCCUUUUUAAAAAGUGCAAGUAAUACUUUUCUAAAGCCAACAACAGCGUUUUGCUUACGCCAGUAAAACUUAGUAAAACUAAAUCUGCUUUGUGACCAACCGCAGGCGUGAAAAAGCGUGCUUCACCCAUAUCUGCUUACACAGGUUAUAAAGCGUUCUUCUAGAAUUACAAUCUGCUUCGUUAAACUGACCUUUGUGUUUGUGUAUCCAGCAGAACAUCGCUGCCCAUGCUCACUUUCCUUUUCUGUUUUCAUGCAUCCAUCAUCCUCCGUCCACCGCUCAGUGCAUUCUUCCAACAUCCCCCGUGAACCCCACCACCUCAGCUGCUCUCCUUAAUGUAGAUAAAGCCACAAGAACGAUGACGCGCAGUGGCGGCAAAAGCUGACUGUGGUUAAGGUCAAAGGGCUAAGGAAGGGGUCCUUCUUACAGAAGAGGAUUAUACCUUUUUGCUCAUCGUUGCCUUGCCGUCUGGUUUUGCCCCUUCUAUGCCCCCAUCCCAGCAUGCUCUCUGCUCUUGUCUGGGUCACUACAGCCAAAUUCCAGUAAUCGGUCCAGCCCCUCCAUCGUACGUUUGAAAAUGUGGUCAUGGAAAUCCAGUAUGCUUUGACACAAUGAGUUAGUUCAGGGUUAGACCUGCCAACGGUGGACUCCAUCCAGUAAAAUGGAUUGAUUUGAGCCUUAGCCUUCAUGUUUUGGUUUCUUCUGUCAUCACGCAAAAAUGACCCAGCAGAUGGCGUUAAAUUUCCAGCAAAAGUCUCCCACGAGCGUAUAUCAAACUCCACGCACGCAAUGAACAUGCUUCCAUGCUUGCAGGACAGUCUCCAUGCACGCUCCUCUACUCUUGUGCGUUCCUGAAACCUCUUCACCGCACUCGUGAAACCUCUUCAUGCCCUCGCGAAACCUCUUCUCCCACUUGUGGGAGCUCCCAUUUUAAAAAAACUUAAAAAUGAAGCAAACACAUAAUGAACAUUUAAACUAAUUUUCUAAGAAAAGUGUUCGAUGGCAGGGUGGAGAAAACACACCAAGAGAAACUAUUAGAAAAUGAAUUUUUCUCACUUUUUUAAACAUGGGGACAUCAAAAAUAAUUUAUUUUUCUUCAGUAGUUUAUAAACUGACAAAUAUAAAGCAGUCCCUUAUCCCCCUCUUUUGAUUUUUUGUUUUAAUUAGAAAAACGAAUGAUACGUGGAUAUUUCUGGGGUUUUUUUCCUUCAAUGUUGAGUUUCACGCGGGCGCGCAGGAGAAGUUCCACAAGCGCACAGUCCUCCACAUGGUUUUAGGAGCAAAAGAAUACUUUUAUAGGCGAGCAGGAGAGGUCACAGGAGCGUAAGAAUACUCCCACGAGCGCAGAGAAGAGGUGUAGAGGAGACUGUCCUGCGCCCGUGGAACAUUCAUUGCGUGCGUGGAGUUUGAUGUACACUUGUGGGAGACUUUUGGCGGAAAUUUAACGCCACACCAACAGUAUUGAGCUCCACAACUCAUAACUGUUGUAUAAAAAGUUGGGAAAACAUGGCUUUGUUUCUUUGGAACUUCCAACCUCAAACCAAAAAAGAGCCAAAAUAAGCAUCUCCUGAACUUCACCUAAUUGAAGUGAACUUGAAAGAGUGUGUGUUCUUUACAGAGAGACAAGAGGGAAUUCCUGACAUGGGAUGUGGAGUCUUCACCAACAUUUAAAGGCCUUGCAGGAGGUUUUUUUUUGUAUAUGUGCUGAAUGACUGAAUGGUUGUCUGGCUGUUUUUGGAUUAACCAUUCAAGGGCAUUACUCUUCUGACUUUCUCAACCUCAACAGAAAAUGAAGCUUUGAUUAGAAUUUAAAAAAAGGGGGCCACACUUCUGUGUUUCUGGGAGUUCCCAAGAAGAAGUCAUUUUCACCCCAGUUAUUUCUUUGACCGGACAGACCUGCCCAUACAUUCACGCCCACCAGUUGAUAAUAUGUCAAUCUUUUUAUGGUACAGGUCAUGACUCCUUUUCUUGUUAAGGAUUCGUAAUUAUGACCAAAGGUUUAGGCUUUGUUUGUACCUGUUUUUGACUCUGACAGAUGAUGGAAAACACCGGAAAGAGGAUCAGAAAUUGUUGCUAAACUCUCCCUAUAGUCUGCAGAGCAGCUGAAGCAAACAGCAGGACUCCUUUUAUGCUGCUGGUUUCAGCGUCCUCGUGUCCAUCCCAGAUCGGACGCACUGAGCUGUCAUAGUGAUGGUUCUGUAAUGCUUUCAUGUGAUUUGCAGACAGGAAAAACAGAGCUGAAAUAACUUUAUUGCUUCCAGUGUGGGUUUAGAGCAGCAGAGAUGACUGCAGAUGGAAGGAGGAGAGUAUCCUUCUGGGGGAGUGGGAAGUGUGGGUCCGUUUGAGCGCUGAUGUGUUGUACAGAUGUGAGCCUCUUGUUCAGAUGUGGUGGGUGUGUUGUUCUCUGUGUGACUACUGCGCUGCUGCUAAGGCUGUUUUUGCUGCUACUACUGUUGCUGCUUUCAUACCUUUCUCCACUGUCCGUUCUGCCCCUUUCGCUCCACCAGGAAAACCCGAACCUUUGCAGUCAAAGCCACCUGCCAUGUCCUGGAUCCGAGUCUGGAUCCUGUGACUGAAGGGGGCAGCUUCCACCGCAUCAGGCUCUCGUUUUCUGUUGAUUCAUGAUUUCUACCAUGUUCCCAAUUUGUGAGUACAUAAGGUGCCUAAUGUUCAUGUCUGAGCAGAUCCCAGCUCAGUCAUAGGGCGGCUGGAGUCCACACAGGCGCUUCAUCUGGGGGCGGGGGUGGUUCCGACUGUCUGGCAGGUGGAGCAGAGUUCUACAUCGGUUCCGUCUGGGUCCGCGCAUGGCGUUGUCCAUCGCUCCGUCAGACAGUAUUAACCUCCCCUCCCGCAGAUCCAGGCGAGGCUGUUCCGAGCAGAGACGUGGCCUUUGUGUGGCGUAGACAUAAGAACCCACUUGCACUCAAAAAAAAAACUCCCACCUUCUUUGUGCCUCACUUCCAACGGUGCUUUUUCAGUCUUUCUUUGUUUGUUUGUAAGGUGCUGUAAAUAACUUGAAUCUCUUAUGCACAUAUCCUACCCAAUGGGUAGAAACCACGAAAAGAUGUUGUGAAUACUGUAAAAUAAAUGUAUAGACAUUAUAAUAAUUUGAAAUGCCUAUGACUAAAACAUGCUCUUUUAACAUCAAAGUAUGCUUAGAUUAUGGUUGCAACACAAAUGACUUCUCACACUAUUUUCCUAUAAAUAACAAGCCUGAUGAUGAAAUAACCCCGUAUAGAGAGAGAGGACCACUGGAGCAUCAGAUUUGUCCGUCUCCCGGGACUCUGGAGCAGAGGAAGAGUUUCCUCUCCACUAACAAAUGUAAAGCUGUUUUGCACAGAUUUUUUAAGGAAACAGAUCUCCUGCACAUCUGUUGACUUUCAGACGUCCAGCAGACGAUCCUGUGUCCUCACUGAGCACAAAAGUGAGUCUGUCUUUGAGGCGUCAGCUGCAAAGAAGAGCAGUCAGCAUUUUGUUCCGCAUUUCUGCCAAAGUGUAAGAGCCGGCGCGGACCCUCCGCCGGGGUCAGGUGGCGUUUCAGCUGCUGCUGCUGGGGAAAACACAAAGAGGGAAGCAAAUUUCUUUUGGCAAACUUGCACCAGCAGCGUUAGAUGAGCAGGGGUCGAAUUACUGUUAAAGCUAUCAUCCCAACUUUUACUACUUCACUAAUUAUUUUCUACAUUUUGAUAUUACAUCAGUUUAUCCAAACAGUCAUGUUUAAUCCGCUUUACUGACGUUAUGUAUUCAAGCUACAGUACGAUAUGCACAGAGCAUGGUCAUUAUCUAGAGACAAUGUACAUAGUCAAGUUUUCUUUUCCAGAAGCAGAGUAGUUGAGGUUUGAGGAGUUGGGCGGAGGCGGUUCCUCUUGUCACAGGUGAGCCUCGAACUAAUCUCCACCUGCUUUGUCCCGUUCCCCUUUCCUGGAGUUCAGACUCUCAGCGAGAAGACGCGGGGACAACCGUCUGCUUUCAUCAUGGGUUUAGCAUCAUCCGUUUGCUUUACUUACAAAAUGUCUCAUUUACCCCUCUGCAGAAAUAUAUAAAUAAAUGUGUAUAUAUAUGUAUAUAUCAUAUAUAUAUGAUAUAUACAUAUAUAAAUCAUAUAUGUAGUAUAUAUCUAUAUAUAUGAUAUAUAGAUACAUAAAUCAUAUAUUCAUAUAUAUAUAAAUCUCUGACAGAGGCUAAAUUGUGUAUUUUUUUUUUUAUUUAAGCAGUUGUGAUGUAAUAGGUUUUAGGCCUAAGGUCUGUUAUUGCAAUACUUUUACAGAAAAGAAGAAAAUCCAAUAAAAAUGUUGCUCCAAGUGCUGUUGUAGUCAGAAUUGAAGCUUGUACUUCUGCUGUAGUCCGACUGCAGCGUAACAAAUAAACCUUUAAAAGUGA